AUGCGAUCUGUGAUUACGAGCGUUUCUAUACAUUCCUAUGGACCUGGCGCCUCCUACAAAACGUGGAUGAAAUACUUCCCACACGUCGACCUAAACACUGUCGAGUACGAUGAGAUCUGUGGCAAAGCCUGGACCGCUAAAAAUCCUGAAGCCACAGUCUUUUAUGGCGAACAGGCCUCGGCGCCGUUCAUCAAGAAAGUGGGCUCGGAGGUCACGGCUCCUGGGCUUGUGGAUAUCAUCGUCGACGACGGCGGCCAUACGAUGACCCAGCAGGAGAACUCCUUGCGCGAACUGUGGCCGUUCCUCCGGCCCGGCGGCAUCUACUUCGCUGAGGACCUGCACACAAGCUUCAUGGAUUCCUACGGCGGCGAUGCGUCCCGGGCUGACCCUGCCAAGCGCACUUUUAUGACCUUCAUACACGAGCUUGUUGAUGACUUCAUGGCCGCCAAGGUCGGCGUCCCGUCAAAGAAUGCUUGGUAUAAGGAGAUUGCAAGCAUUGACUGUAUGGAGGCGUUGUGCGUGCUGACAAAGAAGGAGAAGGGCGCGCGCUGA
Molecule: messenger RNA, 552 nt
Organism: Colletotrichum higginsianum IMI 349063
Lineage: Eukaryota; Fungi; Ascomycota; Sordariomycetes; Glomerellales; Glomerellaceae
Product: Hard-surface induced protein 5
Exons: 1
Coding region: 1-552 (183 amino acids)
Source: RefSeq, a predicted model, not a curated record